Messenger RNA from Mya arenaria, 4389 nucleotides. RefSeq lists its product as uncharacterized. The record is from RefSeq and is a predicted model, not a curated record. The coding region runs from base 104 to 3193 and encodes 1029 amino acids. The transcript is spliced from 4 exons. Lineage: Eukaryota; Metazoa; Mollusca; Bivalvia; Myida; Myidae. Gene Ontology annotation, molecular function: DNA-binding transcription factor activity, RNA polymerase II-specific; RNA polymerase II cis-regulatory region sequence-specific DNA binding; protein binding. Gene Ontology annotation, cellular component: nucleus. Gene Ontology annotation, biological process: regulation of transcription by RNA polymerase II.
GAUUACUGAGGGAUCAUUUCAACAUAUUUUCCAUUUUUUGACAGCAAGGGGUCAACAAUGUAAACAAAAUAAACGUCACUGAUAUGUAACUACCUUCCAAACAAUGGCUGCCUAUACUCUGGUCGAUGAUGUUCCAACAAGCCAGGGUCUCCCAAUACUUUCACCUGACCCUGAAGACAGACGAAUCACCCAGCAAACAAGCCUACUUGACAAGAAAGCUGACUUCAAUAUUCUUGAGAAGUUGAAACAUCUAAGAGAUAAUAAACGGUUUUGUGAUGUCAUUCUUGAAGUAAGAGGUGUGAAGUUUAUGGCUCAUAAGAAUGUCCUAGCAUCUUGGAGUCCUACUUUUGCUUCCAAAUUAUUCAACGAAGACAGGAAUGUUUUCAGAGAUUACAUCAUGGUCUUUUAUGACAAUAGUGAAGUUUUCUCAGACUUGCUUGAUUUCAUGUACAAUGGGUAUGUAGCUCCAAGAGAAACAAACUUUCUGCAACUUCUUCAUCUAGCUGUGAGUUUUCAGAUUGAAACACUGAAGAAUUACUGUGAAGAGUUUCUACGCUGCAAUCUCCACCUCGGAAACUUUGUAAGCACAUACUUCUUGAGUCGAAAAUUUAAGCUAGAGACGCUGGAAGAAUACAUUGUUGGAUUUCUGCAGCUGAAUCUCUCUGACACUGUCAAGCAAGGGGAGUUUCUGUCUCUGAAAGCUGAGAAGUUCAACACUUUCUUGUCAGAAGGAUGGAUGAAAAAAAUCAAACCAGAGAUCAAACUUUUCCUGAUAAUAAGUUGGGUUGGUUAUGAUGUUCAAGAAAGAGAAAAGUUUCUAGUGUUGUUGCUUGGACAUAUUGACUGGUCUACUGUGGCCAAUGAUUUUCUCCUGGAGAUCAAUCGCACAGAGAAUUUCUUCACAUCUCAUGAAUCAAGUUUGUAUUUAUUGCUUCAAACUUUGUACAGUGCUGGUAUUGCACUUGGUCCAUACAAGGAAGUCUUCCCAGGUCUGAGACAAUCAUAUUCUGGUAUUCUAAAAGAGGUUGUUCAUGCUAGUCUUCUGAAGAAUGACUCUGAAACAUUUCACCCAGUAACUAUAACAGUAAAAGAAAGACCAGUCUUUAAAGAUGCUUCAGUUAACACAACAUUGUCUUCUCUCCCGUGUCACCUUAAAGAUGCUUCUGUAAACACUGAUGUGAACAAUUCACACUUUGUAGAUUCAGAAAUAGUGCAUGAACCUGUAAAUGAAUUGGUACAAGAAGUGGAACCUACUGUUAGUAAUCUUCCAGAGCCAAAGUAUGAUCAGUUUGAGACCCUUGGAGAGUUCAUUGAAGCUGAGAUCCAUGAAAUUAAACUGCGGGAAACUCAAGAGAGGUUGCAGAAGGAAAAACAAUUGGAACAAGAAGUAACCCUGAAUGAAAUGAGUCAAAUAACAUCUAGCAAUACAAAUGUUGAAACACCUGUAAAGAAGAAAUCACCAAAGAAGAAAGUGAAAUCAACAAUUACGGAAAACGAUGAACUUCAAAACCUUGCUGAAACAAAUUUCAAUAUGUCUAAAGCAGUGUCAGAGAAAUCACCGAUACAGGCGAAAAAUGAAAAAAAGAGUAAUACACCUAAAAAACAGGUAAUAUUAAUUGAUGACUUUGAUGAGUUUCAUCCUCAUGAUGCGGAGUACAAACCUUGUGCCCAGGAAUUAAAGCAAGCGGAACUUUAUGAAGCUAUGGAUGAGGAGGAUGAAGAGAAGGAUAUGCAAGAUCUUGCUAGAGACUCUGUUGUUAAAAGUAUCAAAACUGGAGGGAAGACAACACCAAAAAGUAAAAGGAAACUAGUCAAAGAUUUCAAACAGGAGUCAAAUAAAGUUCUAUCAUGUCAGUUUGAUAAUUGUGCUUAUAUAACAAAAGUACCUCAAAGACUUGAGAAGCAUAUAAAAACAGCCCAUGAAACUUCAUUUGAGCUGAAAUGCAACCUGUGUGUUUUUGAAACAAAAGAGGUUCGAAAAUACAACACACACAUGAAGCAGCAUUUUCCUGGUCCCCCCUUCCACUGUGACUACCCACGAUGCACCUACAGUUCUGAGAAGAUACACACGAUGUUGACACAUAGGAUAUCGCAUACAGAUGACCGACCGUUUACGUGUGACUGUGGAAUGAGGUUCAGAACAAACAACACAUUGAUAGCACACAAAAAGACACAUCUUGGUCGGAAAGACUACACUUGCCCUGAAUGUGCUACACCGUUCGCCACCAAGAACACGUUAAACCAGCACUUGGUAACCCAUAGCGACUCGCGGCCGUACCUCUGUGAUCUGUGUGGUUUCUCUACAAAGUUCCAGUCUCACCUUAUAGCACACAAGAGGAUACAUACUGGUGAGGUGUUCCGAUGCCAGUUUCCCAACUGUCAGUACUUCUCACCAAAACGCAGCCAGCUUAAGGGCCACAUGCGUUCUCAUCUCGGCAUUAGAGCGCACAUCUGUGAUGUCUGCAGCAAAACGUUUAUUGAGCGGAGCCAUCUUAUACGCCAUCAAAAAAUACACACCAACAAUCGCAUUUGUUGUGAAUUGUGUGAAUACACAACUACCCGAAAAGACAAGCUUAAGGAACAUUUUAAGAAACAUCAUACUGGGGAAGUAACUUUAAAGGCUAAGAAAUCCAAGUCAUUAUUAGGUGGUAAAAACAAAUCAAAUUCGAAAAAGUUGGCUGACAAUGUUUUGACUUCCAGUGAUCAGAGUGCAUUAGAGUCUCAAGGUCCCAUACCAAUGAAAUGGGACCACGGGGGUUAUUCCUUGUCCCAGGUCCAGAAUGGGACAGACGCCCAUGAAGGUGGGGAGACUUUAUUAAGCGCAGAUGGUACAUAUUGUGUCCUCAGAGAAACAUUGACCUCAAACGAGACAAUACAGCCAAUAUUGACCAUGGAGCAAAUUAAUUCACAAAUGAGUGUUGCGAAAGCGUUGGAGGCAAGUGGGGCAAUAGUAAGUCAGAAUGGAGGAAUUAUGCAUGGAGGUGUCGAUGGUAGUUUAAAUUCAGGUGUUCCUGUACUGAACUUGUUGAACAGCCCUCUUACAAAUGUUGAGGGUGUGGGUGCCGGUCAAAUUGUAACGUCAAGAAUGGAUACAGAAAACGGGCCAGCUUAUACAAUUGUUCAGUCUUCUACAGGAUUAACUAGUCAUUCACAGGAGUUGUCUGGUCUUAAUGCAUUUAUGGCUUUCAUUUGAUUGUUCAGCUUAAGCCAUUUUUAAACAUGUUUCAAAGAGGGGUUACAAAUUCUAAUUAAUUAAUGAAAAUUACCAUACUCAAAUGAAUGAAAUUAAGUUUAAGUAACUAAUUCAUGUUUAAAAACAUUUUACACUGAACAGGUUCUAUUUAAAACAACAUUCAAGCAUAAGCAUAUAUAUGUAUGUAUGUAUGUAUUUCUUUAGACCUUGCGGUCAAGGAUAACCCUUGAAAGUGCAAGCACUUAUUUCCAACGGGGUCCUUUGCUUUUGCUGAAGGGACAGCUCGACGAAGAGACAGUGGUGGGAUACAAGGAAGUCCAGGUGCGAUACCCUAGCUCUUUUUCGAAGAGGCCCCUUGGUUCUUUUACGUGCUUGGUGUAAAGCACUGAUACACGGGGUACAACUUUCCUGGGUUAAACCAGUACUGAGUACACCACUUUUCAAAGCACUACCCUUUACGUGCCGAGCGCCAGGCAAGGGAGCUACUUGUACCAAUUUUUAACGUCUUUUGGUAUGACCAGGGAUCGAACCCACGACCUCCUGCUCCGUAGGCGGACGCUUAACCACUAGGCCACGGAGACGGAUUUAUUAUGUAUUAUAUCUAAUUUCAUAACAAGAGUAAGAAAAGCUGAAAAAUGAACUCUUUUUUUAAUUCGUCAGAAUGAAAAGGAUCUUGCCAAAAAUAGUGCAUGCACAGGAGUUUCUGCUGUUACGACUUAUAUUUUGAGAGAAUUAAUAAGAAUAAAUGCUAUUUGUAAACAUCUACUACUGAAUUAUCCAUUUGUUAAACACAUGUACAUACAUGAACUAGCAUGGAAUAAGUGAAUAAUUAUUAAGGGUUGCAAUUCUAUUAAAAUAGAAUAGUGAUAAAUUAUACUAACUGAUUUAGAAGUUUAUAUUUUAUGCCAAUAUUUCAUUUUUUAAACAUCAAAUAUUGUAUAGAAUUUGUUCAAGUGAUCACUUUUUACUUGAUAAUUUUACAUCAAAAAUGCUUGUUUUUUUAUAUGUGAUGUUUAAAAUCACAGCCUUAAUAUACAGUAUUUAUAUUUUGUCAUCAAGUUAAAAAGAUUCAUUAAUGAUAUCUGAAGGUGUAUGUUUUAAUGAUAUUUGUUUAUACAUUUGUUUAGGAUGUUUACUGUUUGCAAAGAUGUUUUGAUCAUAUAUUGAUAUGCAUGCAUGGAUAAUAUCAAAUAAAA